Messenger RNA from Coccinella septempunctata (seven-spotted ladybird), 1416 nucleotides. RefSeq names its product transmembrane protein 120 homolog (gene Tmem120b). Lineage: Eukaryota; Metazoa; Arthropoda; Insecta; Coleoptera; Coccinellidae. The transcript is spliced from 4 exons. Gene Ontology annotation, cellular component: membrane. The coding region runs from base 245 to 1312 and encodes 355 amino acids. The record is from RefSeq and is a predicted model, not a curated record.
UAAUUCAUAUUAGUUUGAAACAGAUUCUCCCUAAUCGUUGGUUUAAAAUUAACAUAACUACACCAAUGGUUUAUGUGUUUAUCGUUUGGGUUGGAUUGGAGUACUUUAGAUAGAAUUAUUAAUUUUGAGGAUACAAAGUCGAAUUGAUUUUAUUUUCUACUCGCCAGUGAAAAAACUUCGGAUAACCUUCUCAAAAACACCAACUUUUACAACGCCAGAAUAUCAUUUGAAAAUUGCCGAAAUAAUGGUUCAGGAUUUAUUAGAAGAAUGGAACGAAUUGUCGACAGAAUUCAAGGAUUUAGAGGCUGUGAAUAAAAUAUAUACAGAUAAGUUGGAAGAACUAGGAAGUUUCCAGAAUAACGUACUGAAACAAUUAACACAUCAGAAAUAUCGCCUUGAUCAAAUUUCCAAAACAUUGAAAGAUUUGAAAAAGAAAGGAGGUGCAAAAGAACAAACUGAACAGUUGGAAAAUGAUAUUUUGAAAAGGAAAAUACAACUCCAAGGAAUAGAACAAACAUUACCAAAGAAGAAUGGCAUUUAUUUAAGAAUCAUAUUAGGAAAUGUUAACGUUUCUAUACUGAAUAAGGAGGAAAAAUUUAAGUACAAGGAUGAAUAUGAAAAAUUUAAACUAGUUUUGAGUAUCAUUUGUUUUAUAUUUUCACUAUUGAAUUUAAUCAUUAUAUAUAGACCUUUGGAAUUAUGUCACUUAUUUCUAUUGGUCUGGUACUAUUGUACAUUAACAAUUCGAGAAAGUAUCCUUAAAGUUAAUGGAUCAAGAAUUAAAGGUUGGUGGAGACUACAUCAUUUUGUAUCUACAGUUGCAGCUGCUAUUCUACUGAUUUGGCCAGAAAAUAAAGCAUGGGGAUUGUUCAGGUAUCAAUUUUUGAUUUUCAAUGGGUAUAUCAGUACGGUUCAGUAUUUGCAAUUUAGAUAUCAACAAGGAGUGUUAUACAGGUUGAAAGCCUUGGGAGAGAGACACAAUAUGGAUAUAACGGUAGAAGGUUUCCACUCUUGGAUGUGGCGUGGCCUUGGUUUCCUAUUUCCAUUUUUAUUCAUUGGUUAUUUCUUUCAACUUUAUAAUGCAUAUACUUUAUAUCAACUCAGUUUCUUACCAUCUACAACUUGGCAUGUUCCCGUUUUAUCAGCAUUUUUCCUAUUUCUAUUUAUCGGAAACACUGUUACCACAAUCAUGGUUAUUCCGAACAAAAUUCAAGAAAAAAUGAAAUUACAGUACAACAUAAUGAGCCAGAGACUGAGUAGUCAAUUCCUUAUCAAUGAUGAUACAGAAAGCGAUUCCACCAAGCAGGAUUGAAUGGGUCAAGUUGUCCAUGAAAAUAAUGUUAUAUUUAUAUCUAGUUACCCUUUAUUUCAAUAUGAUUAGCUUGAAGUAUCAUUUGAAUAAAUUAUGUGAGAAGA